Olea europaea var. sylvestris is the source of this 411-nucleotide messenger RNA. RefSeq lists its product as uncharacterized. The coding region runs from base 1 to 411 and encodes 136 amino acids. The record is from RefSeq and is a predicted model, not a curated record. Lineage: Eukaryota; Viridiplantae; Streptophyta; Magnoliopsida; Lamiales; Oleaceae. The transcript has a single exon.
AUGCCAAAAAUACCAAAGUAUGAUAGAAGAGGCGACCGAGAGAAGCACCUGAAUGCUUACAAAAUUCACAUGAGCCUAAGAGGCGCCACCCCAGCUGUGAAAUGCAGAGCUUUCCACUUAACACUUAACGGAGCAGCUGAAAUUUGGUAUAGUAGGUUACCACCUGGGAGCAUAAAAAGUUGGCUCGAAUUCAAGACGACCUUCUUGAAGAGGUUUGCUGUGAGCAAAGAGGGAGAGGCCCCCAUCCAACGUCUUCAAGACAUGAGACGGGCACAUGGGGAGUCUCUAAAGAGCUUCCUAUCACAUUUCAUUGAUGAGAUGACAUAUUGUGUGCAAGUCACCGAUCGUGAGGCGUUAUCUGCAUUGAGAGGAGGUCUGAACAUGAACACUCUGUUCUGGAGGGACGUAUAA